AUGGCCACGCAGAGCCUGGCUCGGGACCUGCAGGACGAGGCUACCUGCCCCAUCUGCCUCGACCUCUUCUCCGAGCCUGUGUCCCUCGGCUGCGGCCACAACUUCUGCCGAGCCUGCGUCGAUCGCAGCAGGGGCGUCCGGGACGCACCGUUCCCAUGCCCUGAAUGCCGCGAGCCCUGCGUGCCCGGCAGCCUGCGGCCCAACCGGCCUCUUGGGAGGGUGGCUGCAGCUCUUGGGCGCCUCGGGCCGGCACAGGGCCGCGAGGAAUCCUGCGACCUGUGCAAGGAGCAUCUGGAGCCCCUGAAGCUCUUCUGCCACAGUGACCACAGCCUCAUCUGCGUGGUGUGCGACCGCUCCCGAGAGCAUCGAACUCACCGCGUGGUGCCCCUGGAGGAGGCGGCGCAGACCUACCGGGAAGUCUUUCCAAAGAUCCUGCAAGAAUUGAAGAAAGAGAUGAAAAAGGCACUGAAGCUGCAGGCUGAAGGAAAGGAGAGACAGACUACUUACGUGAAGGUGCAAGAGCGGAAGCAGAGGACAGUGUUCCAGUUUAAGAAGUUCCGGAACCUUCUGGCUGAGGAGGAGCUGCUGGUCCUACAGGAGCUGGAGAAGGAAGAGACGGAGAUGAUGGAGGUGUUGAAGGAGGAAGAGCGUGCCCUGACUGGGCAGACCCAUGAUGUGGAGGAGCUUAUCUCAGAACUACAGGAGCGCAUGAUGGUGACCCUGGACCCUGAGAGCGCACACUCCCGCCUCACUGUAUCUAAGGACAAGAGGGCUGUGUUGCAGGACAAGCCCUGGCAUGGCCAAUCCACUGGGGAGGAGCUGUUCGGGAGAUUCCCGAGUGUGCUGGGCUCCGAGCAACUGUCUACUGGCAGACAUUACUGGGAAGUGGAAGUGAGAGAUGGAGGAAGUUGGUUCCUCGGGGUGUGCAAAGAGGAUGCCAACAGGGAAGUCUCUCCCACCUGGACCCCUGACAAUGGGUUCUGGAGCAAGGGAGACCUUAUUCCUACAGGUGUCUUCAGGCCCCAGAAAACACGUUAUCCCCGGAUUGGAGUUUUCCUAGACUACGAGGCUGGAGAGCUUUCUUUCUACAACGUGAAUGAAGAGUACCACAUCUAUACCUUCCCUCAGGCUUGCUUUACUGGACCUCUGCGGCCCAUCUUCAUCACGCCAUCCUGGUGUCAGACCUGUCUGACCAUCUGUUUAAAACAAAGAAACAGUGCCAAAGAUGUCCCCUCUGCUGGUAAAAGGAAGUUUUUGAAAGCAUCUACGAGGAGCUUAUCAAAACCCUCCCUGUUUGUGUUUGGAGAUGCCUCAGCCUCAAAUUCCAAUGUCGCCACAACUGGAUCUCUAUAA
Molecule: messenger RNA, 1353 nt
Organism: Chrysochloris asiatica (Cape golden mole)
Lineage: Eukaryota; Metazoa; Chordata; Mammalia; Afrosoricida; Chrysochloridae
Product: E3 ubiquitin-protein ligase TRIM11-like
Exons: 5
Coding region: 1-1353 (450 amino acids)
Molecular function (GO): zinc ion binding; protein binding
Source: RefSeq, a predicted model, not a curated record